Drosophila persimilis is the source of this 1028-nucleotide messenger RNA. RefSeq lists its product as uncharacterized. The record is from RefSeq and is a predicted model, not a curated record. Bases 155 to 895 code for a protein of 246 amino acids. NCBI's taxonomy places the organism in Eukaryota, Metazoa, Arthropoda, Insecta, Diptera, Drosophilidae. The transcript has 4 exons.
UCGCGGUGACAGACGUUCGACCACGACUACGACCAAUAAUAUAAAUAUUUAAAUUAAUUAUAAUUCCCAUUCCGUGUCGCGUGUUGGUCGUUUCUGUCUGUGUCGAACUAUAAUUCAUAAAAGUGAUCAAGUGCUAUUUUUAUUCGCAUCCGAGAUGUUGAAGUACGUGUGCCUGGUGAUUGUGCUGCAGACGCUCUGGAUGGUCCAGGCUGAAGCCCCCGCCUAUAUCAAGCAAUGUCAUCGCGAUGAUCCCAAGCUGGUGGACUGCUUCAUGGGUGCCAUAGAGCAUCUGAAGCCCUAUCUGGCCAGUGGAAUUCCCGAGAUCCAGCUGCCCUCUGUGGAGCCCUUCAAGAUGGAUUCCCUGGCCCUGCAGCUGACAGAGGGGCCACAGGGCUAUAAGAUCACCCUCAAGAACAUGGAAGCAUUUGGGGCUAGCAACUUCCAGGUCAAGUCUCUCAAGCUGACUGAAAACAACGAGCCCUUCAAGGCGAAGAUCGUGAUGCCCAAGCUGAAGAUCGAGGCUAAGUACACCAGCUCCGGUGUCCUGCUGAUCCUGCCCGCCUCAGGCGGCGGUGAUUUCCAUGCCGUCUUCGAGGGCGUGAGUGCCGAUCUCACCGGCAAGACAUCGGUGCGUGCGUCCAAGGGGGCAAACUAUCUGCACAUCGAUUCGCUCAGCCUGGUGCUGGAUGUAAAGGAUGUAAAAAUGAGCAUCUCCGGGGCGUUCAACAACAACCGUAUCCUGCUGGAGGCCACCAAUCUCUUCCUGCGCGACAACUCCCAGAUUGUCCUGGAAGCCAUGCAGAGCCAGCUGCAGAAGAAGCUGGCAAGCGAAUUCGGAAAACUCGCCAACCAGCUGCUGAAGAACGUUCCUAUCGAGCAGUUCUACGUGAACUAGUCGAAGCCCCGGCCCUGCAUCCUAGUCUAAGCACCUACUCUAAGCAUUAUUUAAUUGUAAUUGUAAAUUACUUACCCGCUAACGCUAUGAGCCAAGUAUUAAAUUGUAUGUGGUGUGAACAUCGUAGACAGAA